Plasmodium vinckei vinckei is the source of this 8466-nucleotide messenger RNA. Its product is annotated as DNA polymerase epsilon catalytic subunit A, putative. Bases 1 to 8466 code for a protein of 2821 amino acids. The record is from RefSeq and is a predicted model, not a curated record. The transcript has 4 exons. NCBI's taxonomy places the organism in Eukaryota, Apicomplexa, Aconoidasida, Haemosporida, Plasmodiidae. Gene Ontology annotation, biological process: mitotic cell cycle; DNA replication; DNA replication proofreading. Gene Ontology annotation, cellular component: epsilon DNA polymerase complex; nucleus. Gene Ontology annotation, molecular function: single-stranded DNA 3'-5' DNA exonuclease activity; nucleotide binding; DNA binding.
AUGGCGUUACAAGCUAGGACAAAAGGUUGGGAAAAAGAUUCGAAAAUAAAUACUGAUUAUGAAUAUGAAAAGCUUGUCAAAUUAGAAGAUAAAUUCAAAAUUAAAACAUGGAUAGAUAAGGGUGAGAAGGAGGGAUAUCUCUAUAAUAUUGUCCCUACUACUAUGAGUGUGUUAGUAAAAGAUUCCAGCAAGACCCAAAAAAAAACAGGUGUUCAUAUGUAUUUCGUUUCGGACAACAACAAAACGUGGAGACUUACAUUAUUUUACCGACCCUACUUUUAUUUAAAAACUAAGAAUAUAUACAACUAUGAAGCAGUUAGUAAUUAUUUAAAAAAGGAACUAGGAAAAUAUAAUGUCGAAAUUGAAUUUGUAAAAAAAGAUGAUAUAAGUUUAUUUGAUCAUUUAAACAAAAAAAGAAGUUAUUUAAAUAAUAUUUUUUUCAAACUAUCCUUUGAUACUAUCGAAAAUUUAGUAAGAUCAAGAAGUUUUUUGGAAAGAAUAAUAGAAAGAAAUAAAAAAAGUAAAGAUGACAAUAAUGAUAAACAUAUAUUUAAUGAUGAUGAAUUAUCAUAUAGUAAGUUAGAAUUUUCAUGUAAAAAUGAUACAUAUGUAAAAUAUGAGCAAGGAAAAGAUGAUAAAGAAAAGGAACAAGUAAAUGGAUUUACUAACAAUGAUGACACAAAUAAAGACAAUUAUAAUAACACAAAAACAGAUACCAAACAAAAAGGAAACAAAUUUACAAACAAUGAAAAUGGAAGUAGUGGGGGAAAUACCCUAGAAACUUCUAAUAAUAUACUUAAUAUGAAUGAUAUUAUUGUUAAUAUGAAAAAAAUUAUUUUAAGUAAAGAAGAAAUAAUGAGUGAAAUAAUUGAAUUAUAUGAAUAUGAUGUAAAAUAUACUACACGUUUAUGUAUAGACAAAAAUAUAAGAUGUGGUUUAUGGUAUAAAGUUACAAGAUUAGAAGAUGAACUUUAUACUGAAGAAAUAUAUUUUGAAGUUUUGAAAAAGGAAAUAUUAGCACCCUUAAAUGUUCUUGCAUGGGAUAUAGAAUGUUAUAAAGAUGAAUUAAAAUUUCCAGAUAAAGAAAAAGAUGAAAUCAUUUUAAUAUCAUAUAUGUAUAAUGCUCAAGGUUAUUUAAUAGUUAAUCGAAAUGUAAUGAGUAAAAAUAUACGAGAAUUUUUAUACAAACCUAAUAAUGAAUAUUCAGGAGCUGGUACAUUUAAAAUUUUUAAUGAGCAAAAUGAAUAUUUCUUAUUAAAAAGGUUUAUAGAACAUAUCAAAUUAUUACGUAUACAUAUAUUUGUUACAUAUAAUGGAGAUUUUUUUGAUAUACCAUAUUUAUACAGAAGAUGUGAAAUAAAUAAUAUAAGUGUUCCAAAAGAAAUUGGGUUCAUUAUGAAUAACAAAAAAGAAUGUUCAUGUAAUUUUAUAUUAAAUAUAGAUGCAUAUAAAUGGGUAGAAAGAGAUUCUUAUUUACCCAAUGGAUCGAGAACAUUAAAAAGUGUUUGUAAAAUUAAAUUAAAAUAUAAUCCAACAGAAGUAGAUCCUGAACUUAUGGUCCCCAUUGCUAGAAAUAACCCACAACAUUUAGCUGUCUAUAGUGUUUCGGAUGCUGUUGCAACAUUUUAUUUAUAUGAUAAAUUUAUUCACAGCUUUUUAUUUGCACUAUGUUCUAUAAUACCUAUGAAUCCUGAUAAUGUGCUAAGACAAGGUAGUGGAACUUUAUGUGAACAACUUUUAAUGGCAGAAGCAUAUAAAAAAAAUAUUUUAUUUCCAAAUAAAUCGAAGCCUAUUUAUAAUCAAUAUUUUACUGAUACUAGUAAUAAAAAAAAAUAUUUUAUUUAUGAUGAUUCAUUUGUUGGAGGAAAAGUACAAAGUUUAAAAUGUGGAAUUUAUAGGGAUGAUUUGAAAGAAAAUUUUCAUUUAGAUUCUAAUACAUAUAAAUAUUUAUUAAAUAAUGUUGAUAAUAUUAUAGAUUUUUGGAUUCAAAAAGAUUUAAAUAAAAAUCUGAAUAUUAAUGAUAAAAAAUAUGUGAAUAAAAAACAAAUUUUAAAUAUCGAAAGUAUUAAAAAUGAUAUUAUUCAAAAAUUAACAUUUUUUAUUCAGAACCCAAAUAUAAGUUCAUGCCCUAAUAUAUAUCAUUUAGAUGUGGCUGCAAUGUAUCCAAAUAUUAUAUUAUCACAUAGAUUACAGCCUAAUGCUAUAAUCACACCCGACCAUUGCUUUAAUUGUUCUUAUUAUAAACAAAGACAUUUAUGUCAAAAAAAAAUGACUUGGAAAAGAAAGCUUGAAAUAUCCCCUAUUGAUUAUGGUCAUAUUUUAUCUCUAAAACAGGACUUAAAGACACGACUAUUUUAUCCCCAAACCCCUUACUUCAAAAUAGAGAACAAUGAAGAUUCAGAAAGUACCGAAAGUGAUGCAAUUGUGAAGCCCGUGGUUAACAAAAAGAAAUCAUGGAAUGAACUAACUGAGAAGCAGCAACACGACGAACUGAUGAAGGUGAUAAAAGAGUGCUCUCAAAAAGUAUUCAAAAAGACAAAGGUUGCAAAGGAAGUAGAUGCAUCUAGUUUGAUUUGCCAAAGAGAAAAUCCAUUUUAUGUUGAUACAGUAAAAACAUUUAGAGACAGAAGAUAUGUUUAUAAAAGAGGAUUAAAAGAAUGUGAACAUGAAAGGAGAGAACUAUUAAAACAGAGUAAAAUAAAUUAUGUUAAAAUUCAUGAAUUAGAUGAAAAAAUAUUAUUAAAUGAUUCAUUACAAUUAGCUCAUAAAUGUAUAUUAAAUAGUUUUUAUGGAUAUGUAAAAAGAAAAAGUAGUAGAUGGUAUUCAGAUCAAAUGGGAGCAGUUGUUACAUAUACUGGAUCUCAGAUUAUAAAUGAUGCUUUUAAAUUAAUUGAUAAAAUUGGUAUACCUAUGGAAUUAGAUACAGAUGGUAUCUGGUGUAUGCUACCAAAACGUUUUCCUGAAAUAUAUGAUGCAUACAUAUUAGAUAAAAAUGAACUAAACAAUAUUAAACUAUAUGAAAAUAUGACUGAGGAUGAAAUAAAAAAUAAUAAAAAUAUUAAAAAAACAAACUUUGAAUUUCCAACAAAUAUAUUAAAUCUUGAAAUGCAUAAAAAAUGGACUAACCAUCAAUACUUAAUCUAUAAUGAAAAAACUAACGAUUAUGAUUGUAUAAGUAAAAAUGAAAUAUUUUUUGAAUUAGAUGGUCCAUGGCAUAGUAUGUUUUUGCCUGCAUCUGAAAAAUCAGACGAUUUAUUAAAAAAGAGAUAUGUUGUAUUUAAUGAUAAAUAUAAAAUAAGUGAAUUAAAAGGUUUUGAAAUUAAAAGAAGAGGAGAAUUAAGAAUUAUACAAAAAUUUCAAAGUGAAAUAUUUAAUAACUUCUUAAAAGGAAAAACAAAAGAAGAAUCAUAUUAUUAUGCAUCUUUGACUGCAAAUAAAUGGAAAAAUUUAAUGGAUUCUAAAGCUAUAGAUAUAGAAAAUGAUGAUGAAUUAUUUGAUUUAAUUUUAGCUAAAAAAGUUUUAAACAAAUCAGUAAAAGAACAACCAAAUGCAAAAAGUUUGGGUAUAACAACUGCAAAAAGAUUAAGUGAAUUAUUAAGUAAUACGAGUUAUAUAGAAGAUAAUAAUGUAUCUACACAGUUUAUCAUUGCAUCUAAACCCAUGGGUUCUGAUGUCACAUUUAGAGCCAUUCCAAUACAAAUCUUUAAAACAAAUGUAGAUACACAAAUAUUUUAUCUAAGUAAAUGGCUAGGUGUCCAAUUACCUCCAAAUACCCCAGUCAAUGUUAGAGAUAUUAUAGAUUGGGAUUAUUAUAAACAAAAAUUAGAAGUGCAAAUUUUGAAGCUAGUUAUUAUACCCGCUAUUAAACAAAAUAUUAAUAACCCAAUCACUUCCAUAUCAAUUCCUGAUUGGCUAGAAAAACAGAUAAAUAUUUCAGAGGAAAAACAAAAAAAAAUUACCUCAUUUUUUGUUAAAAGAGAGAAACCUGAGAUGCUAAGUAAUAAUAUAAAGAAGGAUCAUUUAGAAAUCGAAACGGAUAUAGCCAAUGAUACAGCAAAUUAUAAUGGAACCGAUAUGUUAGAUAAUAAUUCUAGUAUAGUUAAAAAGUAUGAUGAUGAAAAUCAAUUAAGGGACAAAAAUGAUGCAUUUUCUAUUGAUGAAUUGGGGAAUAAUGUAGGGUCGACAAAAACAAAAAAACGAUUAUUAGAGCAAUGCUUAUUAGACAAUUUUAUAUCUAAGAAAAAUAAAAUAAUUUUAAUAAAUGAUGAUGGAACAAAUAAUAUUGUAAGCAGUUUACAAUAUAAGAAAGGUAAUUCUCUAGGUAUUCAUGCAGAAAAUAACACCAACUAUAUUUUAAUUGAUAAUCAAAAAAUUAAUGUUACCACUUUAAAACAAGUUGAAUUAUAUAAAAUAUUUGAAACCAAUUUUAAAAACUGGAUUUUAAUUACAAAUAAAAUAUGGAAAAAUAAUAGAGCUCAAAUCCGAAAAAUAAAAAAUGAAGAAAAAAAUAAAAAAAAACAACAAACAAGUUUAUCAUUCAAUGAUGAUGGACCACAAAGUAAUGAACAUAAUUAUAAACUAAAUAAUUUGUCUAAUUUAGAUCCAAAAUAUAUGCACAUUAUUCAAAAUCCCAUGGAUAUUGUUUAUUUAUAUAAAAAAAAUAAAAAAGUAGGAGGAAACAAACGGGAAAAUCAAAAACAAAAAAAUAGUAGAAAAAGUGGAAAGGGUAAUAAUUCAGGAAAAAAUAAUACCACUGAAAAAAACCGAACAAAUAACAAUCCUAAUACAACAAAAAAUGACAAAAAAGAAACAUUACUUAAACCAUAUUUAAAAUAUUUUAAGCAUGACGAUGAAUAUGAUUCAUCAAGUUCUGAUGAAAAUAAUGAUGAAUUAGAUGAUAUGAACGAUUUGUUCAAUAAAGAGGAUAUUUUAGAUGCAAACGAUGAUGAUGGUAUUUAUUAUGCCAUUGUAUCAUUAAAAAAUACAAAUAAAUUUUAUAAAAUAAAACUACAAAUAUAUAGACAUAUAUAUAUAAAUAAUUAUAAUCCAUUAGAUAUAAAAAGUAAUAAAAAUAUUACAAUAAAAUUAUUAUCAACAAAUAGUGAAAAUACAGUAUUUAAAUCAAAACCAAAUGCUAAUUUUUUUCUUCCAAGAAAUGUUAAAAUAUUUAAUUUAUAUGAAUUUAUUAUGUCUGAAAAAUAUUUUAAUAAAUAUAUAAUCAAUACAUUAAAUGCUAAUUAUCAUGAAAGUAUAAUAUCAGUAUAUGAAACAAAAAUUCCAUUAUACUUUGACUUUUUAAGUAGAUAUGGAAAUUCAGUUGAAAUAGAAUCAAAUAAUUAUAAUUGUAUAUUUGAUGAAAAUAAAUGUUUUAAAUCACAUUGUUUUACUAGAAUAGAAAAUAAUCCAGGAAAAAAAAUAUCUACCAAUUAUUUAGAUGAUGUACACAUAAUAUAUAUUAACAUAUUUCACACACUUGUUGAUAAUAUAUGUAAUAGAAUAUUUAUAAAUGUUUAUGACCAAUUUGAGGAUGAUACAAAUGAAACUCUGUUUGGAAAUAAAAUUAUGUAUAGUGGUAUUGGAAAAGAAGAAAAUGAUUUUGAUCCAUAUCAGCAGUUUGCUAAAUUUUUAAGGCUUGAGAAAAUGUAUGCCCAAUUAAGUGGUAAUAAUUAUGACAACGAUAAUAACAAUUGGAAUAGCUUCUCAAAAAAUGCAAAUACCGAAACAACAAAAGGAAUUGAAAAUGGUGAAAAUAUGAAUAGCUUUAUUCCAAAUUUUAAAAAAGAUGAACUUAAAAAAAAAGCAAUGAAUACUAUAUUCGAUAAAGAAUUUUUUAUAAAAAAUGUUGAAAGAGAUUUUCUAUUUUUAUAUCAUUAUAGAAAAUUUGACAUUUAUUAUGAAGAUAAUCCAAAUGUUUAUAAGGUUUUAGAAUAUUUAGAUCUAUAUCUAAAUAAAUAUCGUGCAAACAUAUUAACAGGAAAAAAGAAAUAUAUUUUUUAUGUUUGUUCUACUAUUGAUAGAAGCAAACUAGGUUGGUGGAGUACUAAUAAAUAUUUCCCUUGUUAUUUUUAUAAAAUUGAAAACCCUCAUAAAUAUCAAAAUAUUCCACAAAAAAAUUACAAAGAAAAUGCAUUUAAUUUAUCUUUAGAAUUAUUCUAUCAAAAUUAUCAUAAAGUUGAAGAAGACAUUAACUUUGCUAGAAUAUCGAACAUACCUUUAUUUAACCUUCUUAAUGUCAAAAAAAAUAAUCAAAAACAUAAAUUUAUAUAUGAUACAUUAUAUGCUUCUUUUUUAAAAAAAUCAAAAGGUAUUUUAUGGUUAUCUUACUUUGGAAACUCUGAUUUGGGUAUUCCAUAUCUAAAUAUUAAUAAUUUUUGUGAUUAUGAUUUGGUUAAAAAAAAUAUAGAUAUAGUUAACCAAGGUAUAUACAGAGGAUAUAUUGUUCAUUUAUUUUUCAAUGAAUCCCUUAUUUUUAAUAGUGUUCGACUUUUUACAAAAUAUGCCAGUGUCCAAAACAAGGAAUAUGUUUCUGUCACAAAUACUAAAAAGGAACAACAAAAUGAGUCUAAAACAGAAAUAGAAAAAAAAUAUAACCAAAAAAAUAAGUUUACAUAUGGAAAUAGCGAAUUUUCGAAAAAUAGAAUAAAAAAAGAAAUGAAUAACAAUAACGAUCAUAAUAAAAAUGAAAAAAAAAAUAUUGAACGAGAAACAGAUCAAGGAAAUAACGACGAUGAUCUUUCAACAACAGAUGAUAAUGGACUAGAAACAUCUAAUAACAUUAUUGAUGAAUAUGAAAAUGAUGAUAUUAAUGAAAAAAAAAGUUAUGUGAAAAAUAAAUAUGAUAUUAAUGAUAUUGUAGAAUAUAAUUCACAUGUUUCACAAUUUAGUAAUUUUGCUUUUAAAUUAUUAGGCCAAUGCUUAGAAUAUUUAAUAUCUAAAAUUUCUUCAUUAUCAUUAUUAACUACUAAUAAAACUUUUGAAAGUAUUUCUGAAAUAUUUACAUCCUUUUAUUCUUGGAUUUCGAAUAAUUCUAGUUUGUUAUAUGACGUUGCAUUAUAUAAUAAAGUUUUAGAGUGCUCCGAAAUGUACCAAAACAAUUUAAUUAAUAUUAUAAAAAAGAAAUUUAAUUCUAAUAUUAUUUAUGCAGAUUUAAGAAAUUUUGUAAUAUCUUUUAAUGAAUAUUCAGUUAUUUCAGGUCGAAAUAUUUUAAAAAAUCUAAUUACAUAUUUUUCACAUAAUGAUUCAAUAUAUGCAAAUGUUCCUUUUCACAUAAAACAAGAAUAUAUAGCUGCAUGCCAAUUUGAUAAAUAUAAUUUUAUAAGAUAUAAAGAAUAUUAUAAUCCUAAUGAAGAAAAUACCGAUGAAAAUUUAAAAAUAAUUGAAUAUCUACCACCUAUAUGUGAAUCGUUUUUACGAUAUGUAUUAGACGCUAUUACACUGAACCCAUUACAAGAUAUAUUAGCGCUUUAUGAAAAUAAAGCAAAAUUGGGAACAAAUGAGGAACAUCUGGAAAUACAAAAAGAUGAAAAAAACUAUUUUAAUAUAAUAUUAAAAACAGACAAACUUACUGAUAAAAUAAAUCUAGCACAAAGAGCAAAUUUAAAAUAUAUUUAUGAUAAAUCAUUUGAUGAACUAGAAGAAGUGUGUGAAACUUUCUCCUUAAUAAAUGAAAGCAUAGAUGUAUUAUCUUUUAAAAUUGAAGAAAAAUUAAAAAAUUUAUGGUUUAUGCCAGGAAAUGUAUAUAAAAAAGUUAUGAAAUCAAUCAAGUAUAAAAAUUAUUUAAUAGAAAAUUAUUGGCCUUAUGAUACUGAUAUUGAUGAAAAUAAUUUAAAUUUAGCACCAUUUUUAUUCCCUCAAACUUUAGGAAAUUUAGCAAAAAAACAAAAUAAUUGGAGAUUAGAAAUUGUUAAAUUUUGCAUUUUUUUAAUGCAAAAUGAUAAAUUACUAAAUUUGGAAAAUGAAAAUUCUAAUGAAGCUUUUCAUGAAAAAAGACAUGAACUAUAUGAAAUGAUAGAUGAUAGUGAAUACAACCGAAAAAAUACUUUAUGGACAAGUCCGUGUCAUGAGUUAACAUUAAAAGAUAUAUUUUGUGAAAACUGCUCAUCAGUUAAUCAUAUGAAUGUUGUAACAAGUUUAGUAGAAGCAGAAAUUAAUGGAAAGCGAUCUUUUAUUUGGUUAUGCAAAAACUGCAAUUCAAAAUAUGACAAUGAAUUUAUCGAAACUAAAAUUUUAUCACAUCUCCAAGAUACUUUUGAUGCAUAUAACGCACAAGAUCUUGUGUGCAACAAUUGUAAUGCUAUCAAAUCAUUUCACAGAAGAGCUAUUUGUAAGUGUGGAAAAGCAUUUGUACCUCGAUUAGAAAUAAGUAAUUGGAUCCAAACAUUAGAAAUAUUGGAAAAUUUAGCUAAUAUGCUAAAUAUGCCACUAUUAUUAGAUGUUUUAAAAUCGAUGAAAACAUAUCUUAUAUGA